AUGGGUGCUCAAGACCUACUUGAUAGCUUUUAUAGCAUUGAUAAUCUCGUGAGCAUAGAUAUUGCUAUCGACCCAGCUAAGUGGAACGACUCAGUCUUGAAGGCUUCACCACGCGGGGUCGGGGCGCCCAACUCAGACCCCCCACAAACAAAUUACGACUGGGUGGAAACGACGUCUGUCACGAUCUCCGGCACAAAAUUUCCGAAAAAGAGUACUUUCACCCAAGUAGCCAUCAUCAAGAAAUCAUUCUAUGGAUCUUUGAGCUUCACGAAACCCUCGAUCAAACUUGACUUCACAAGAUUCAACAAGGCGAACGAAGAUGAAAUCAAGAAUUUGAUUGGAACAGAUCGCUUGGUUUUCAAUAAUUGCAAGCAGGAUCCCGCGUACGUGCGCCAGCCGCUUGGCUACGAAAUCCUUCGGCAGGCAGAUCUGCCCAGUUUCCGCUGCAAUUUCGCGACUGCUUUCAAGAAGAAAUUCGUCAAAAAUCAAUUCAAAAGCGACAACGGCAAUGCGUAUGAGAUCACCUUCUUGGACGAUUUCGAUCCUGACCGCCUCGCUGAAGGCUAUUUGACUUUCGAGGGUUUCUCGGAGCACAAGGACAGGAAGGACCUCUUGCGCGCUGCGAGAGAGAUCAAAGAUCAAGGCUUAUCUGGAGCGAAGAAAGUCAUUGCUUGGGACCAGUAUAUUCGGUUUUUUGCCAUGGAGGCGCUACUUCAGCACUGGGAUGGCUACAACCAGAGCAUGAACAACGCCUUUCUCUACAAUGAUCAAAAAGCCAAGGCUGACCCAGACAUCGAGAAAAAUGAUAUCAACUUCAGCUUCAUCCCUAACGGGCUCGACCAGAUACUUCAAAAUGAUCAUGAAAUCCUGUUCAGCGGAUGGAAGUCAGUGCUAGCCAAGUUGACAAUUGCUGACAAGGAAGCCAAUGCAGAGCUGAAUGAUCAAAUUCGCAAGCUCGCUGAAAAGAUUUUUUCCGCCGAAAACCCGGCUGAAUCCAUUUACCCGUUCCUCGACAAGGAGACGGAGGUGUUGAGGAGCGCAAACGCCAGCUUCAAGCAGGAUGAUGUGGACGCCAUUAAGAAACGACUCUCGAACAUUCAGUCUUGGGCGUAUGCUAAGGUUGGAGCUCCGGAGUGA
Molecule: messenger RNA, 1137 nt
Organism: Endocarpon pusillum Z07020
Lineage: Eukaryota; Fungi; Ascomycota; Eurotiomycetes; Verrucariales; Verrucariaceae
Exons: 2
Coding region: 1-1137 (378 amino acids)
Source: RefSeq, a predicted model, not a curated record